Messenger RNA from Prunus mume (Japanese apricot), 423 nucleotides. Lineage: Eukaryota; Viridiplantae; Streptophyta; Magnoliopsida; Rosales; Rosaceae. The record is from RefSeq and is a predicted model, not a curated record.
AUGUCCAAAAAACGACUGCCCAUUUUCCAAAAGGUCUCAAAGCUCCUUAGGAUCUUCAUCUUCAUUGCCAAAGUGAGAAAACUGUCAUUUGAAAACUCAUUUCUCAGGAGGAAAUUACAAACCUCAAAGAAGCUGAAGCUUCUGAAGCAUUACAACAAUGGGUUCCGUGGAGAAUACCAGUUUUCUCCUUCUAACACUCCCCUCAUUCAUUACCACAGAAGCUUGAGAGUUGAAGGAGAAGAUAUAUGUGGAGAUUUCACUAUGGAGGCUCUUCCUCCUGCCACUGGAGAAGAUGACAAUGCAGUGGCUUUAUUGGAGCCGUUGGAUUGGGGAGAUGAAGAAGCUUCAAUUGACCUGCGGGCUCAGAUGUUCAUUGACAGGUUUUAUGAAGAAAUGAGAAUGCAGAGGCAGGAAUCAUUCUAA